Molecule: messenger RNA, 8530 nt
Organism: Mizuhopecten yessoensis (Yesso scallop)
Lineage: Eukaryota; Metazoa; Mollusca; Bivalvia; Pectinida; Pectinidae
Product: RING finger protein 219-like
Exons: 3
Coding region: 124-2394 (756 amino acids)
Source: RefSeq, a predicted model, not a curated record
GUGAUCUAACCUUAACAUGGUGUAACUUACCAGAAGGAAACCGAAACAGUGUUUCUUUAAAUUAAAGAAACGACUUAAACAUUUCAACGUAAUCAGCAUUUGGCUAAGAUAAAGACAACAAGAAUGACUUCAAGGAAGAAGAAAGACUACAUGAAAGUGUUGUCAAUAACAGAGUGUAACAUCUGCCAUUUGGAUUUAUCCGACCCUCGUCGGAUAGAGUGUGGACACACCUUCUGUCUCCAUUGUUUAGGUAAACACGUAAGUUCUUCGUCUUCUUGUCCAACUUGUAAACGACCUAUGAAACCAACAUCUGGAAAGGUCGAAAAUUAUCCUGUUGCUAUGGAAAUAGUACACCUUCUGCAGACACUUCAGAAGGUUGCAAGUUGCAGCAAUAUUGCAGGUGAGGAAGAGGAUAAAACAGGGGAAGAGGAUGAGUACCAAUAUGUGGAGCUUGAUACUGAUCAAGAUGAGGUAAAGACUAAGACAUUACCUCAACAAUCAAAGUCUGUCAUGUCGAACGAUGUAUGCGAUAUACAUGGACAAAGACUGGUAUCUGUUUGUACCACUUGUGAUGAUGAACUCAUCUGCGACAAAUGCAGCAUCCAUUCGACCCACAAUAAACAAGAGAUAUCUGAACAUAAUAGGCAUCUCAAGCGACUACUCGAAAAACAAAGAGCGGAUUUACUCCAACGGGAAAAGGAUGACGUAGCAGAAGAAGAAACGUUGCAGGAAAUGAUCGAAAAGCAAGUUCAACAAAGGGAAAUAAUUAAAGACGAGAUAGAAGAAAUUACCGAGGAAAUUUUUACACAAAUUCACAUGAAAAAGGAAGAAAUGCUUCGACCUAUUGAGGAAAAGGCAGACGAAUACGUCAAACAACUGACGGAGAGGCAGGAGGAUAUCAAAGACAGGCUAUCUGAGUUUAGUCACAUCAGCAACAGGAUUGGAAAACUUUCGCAUGAUGACACAACAGACUACAGCAGAAAAGCAAAAAGAUUGGUUAAACAAGCAAACAUUGCACUCCUGAUAGAAAACAAACCUGUACCACGUUACCAGAACAUUGAGUUCACCAAGAAUGACACAGUCCUAGAAGAUCUGUCACAACUUCAGUUAGGUGAUGUAAGGAUAGAUGAAGUAUCAAUAGCGCAGGACGAGGAGGGUACAGCGUCCGACUUCUUUCCUGAUGGGGAGAAAGUGUACGUGAAUGAUGUGUACCCGGACGAUGUCUACACGUACGAUGAUUCAAUCUUACCUCCUCCACCAGCUCCUGUAAGACCAAAACCGGGAAAAUCGUAUCAUCCAUUACCUACACCAAUGGCACCACCAACUAUGGAUGUUCCUUCUUUAUUUCCUCGCCCUCGUCCUCCACUUCCUCCACGACCUCAAAAUCAAUAUCAAAAUCAAAGUCCCCCAGCAGCUAAAAACGAAGAGAAAAUCUACCAUGACCUGGACGAUUCUCUAUCUGAUAAUACUAUACGGAAUCAAAAGCAUGACACGGAACCUCUGGAACAGAAAGAAGAUAUACCGGACAGCCAUUUCAAUCCACCGCCAUUAUCUCCCUUUUCAGGAACAUUUCGAAAAUCGGCCUCUAAAGCAAUUGACAACCGUGCAUUUCCACAGAAAUUGCUUCACCGUGUAUUCCUCCCCUUUAGACCCUCGGGGUUCACGGUUGUUCGAGGUUCUCUGGGACACUACUACACAUUUGUCACAGAUGAUUACCACGUGAAAAUGUUCAGAGAGAAUGGAGACUUCUAUAGGACAAUCACAGAUCUCGUCCGGGCGUUCGAUGCUGCAAGCCAACAACAUGGCGAAGGCUUGACGCUUUUGUACAUAACGGAUGAAGGACGAAGGACAGGAGAUGGAAGUGUCAGGGUGUAUACCUCCGAGGGAGAAUUCCAGAAAGUGUUGGUUGGAAAGCUCAAGAAACCACAAGGAAUUUCCAUAUCACGAGUGGGACUCGUUUACGUAUGUGACGAAGCAAAUAUCCUUGUGUUUUGUCCAAAAACGGGGAAAAGAAAGAGGAUCAUUUCUACCAUCGGGAGGGAUCCAAUUUUUGUAUGCCCUUUGUAUGUGAUGGUGAGCGCCACUGGGAAGAUUCUAGUCUCCGAUGUUGGCACAAGAGAGCUCAAAAUCCAUGACGAAACCCGAAAGUACACCGACAAAUUCAAACCAGAUGAGGACGAAGGGGAGCUUUACACAAGCUUUACUCCUGGAAUGUGUGCCGAGGAUUCUUCUUCGAAUUAUUACGUCAUUGACCAAGAGAGAAACAUUCUUUAUAUAUUGCGCGGUGGGGGGAGGUCAGAGAAGCUAGCGCUACCACAAAAACCUCAGGGGCACGAUGGAAUACCAACAGCUGUAUCUUUCGCCAACGAUACAGGGAACAUUGUAGUGUUUUAGACAAAAGAUAUACAGGAUGUUGUUUUGAUAAAACAAAUGAUUUUUGUAUAUACCCAAACGUACGUUUUACCGCGAAUAACACCACAACGCCAAUCACGUCGUCUGCAAUGAUAGACGUCAGAUAUGCCCGGACGUUUUCCGAUGUGAUGUUAGAGGUCCAUCCUUUCAUGUUUAUGUUAUAGUAACUGAGUUCAAUAUAUUUUUUGACGGUCAGAUUAAGGAUUAGUAUUUAAAAGACAUACAGCUUGGUAAUAGAUAUAAGCAGCCCAUACAUAUAUAGGGUAUUGAUACAAACAAUAUACUUGCAUAUGAUAAAGUCCAGAUAUGUUACUACAAAAACUACUGGAGUUGUUUGUAAAUACACAAUAUGACUAAUUUUGCUUGUUUUUUUGAGCGGUUUUAUGUCCGCUUCACUACCGAGUAGUUCGGUUAUCCAGCAGACGAGUGUGACUUAUUACUCAUUUGUCUGUUAUACAUGUGGAUUUAGUUUAAAUGACCCAAAGAAAAUACGAUAAACAGUAGUCUCGCUUUGUUGUAAAAAUCAAUAUCUGUCCAGGAGAUCUAAUACAAGAUAAGCUGUAAUCAGUUGUUGGUAAUCAUCUACAUCAAAAAAACCGAUUAGUCACUUUUAAGGACAUAUGGUAUUUUUUACAUCACACCACAUCUGUUGUUCCACCCGUCAAGGUAUUAAAAUGUUAUAAUCAUAAGAUAAUUAUCACUUUUGCGAUGUUUCCUUUAGUUUAAACAUGUUUUAUUGUACAAAGAUACUAAUCGAUUAAACAACAAGUUAUUUCAACUUAAUAAAGUACUAUCCCGAAAUGGAGCGAUGUUUCAUUCGCUUAUCUAAACGGCCUUUACUGUAAUUGAACUUGCUUUAAAGUGUUGUUCAUCAAAAGUUUAAUAUUCCUAAUGUAAAUAAACAGAUAUGAUAAUAAUAGAGAUGACAUACUUCGGAUCCCUGGCGAACUACUGGCAAACACUGUAAAUAACUUCAACAAUUAAUUCUAAAUCACUAUCAAUUAUCUCAAUUCAGUCUUUGUUUCCAAUAUAAAUUGUCAGUUAUGCAAAGACAUAAAAUCUAAAUUCAAUUGUUUGUGCAAUGUUUUUUGGAAUACCCCUUAUAUUCAAUAUUUGUUAUCGGAUGGUCGAGUAACGCAGUGGAUGGAACACUUGCCUUGGCGUCCGGGUUUCAAUUCCCCGAUCGGACGGUAUGGUAAGGGGUCACCUUCCCGUCCACCUGGGAUUUCUCCGAUUAUUUCGCUUUCCUCCGAUAUCAAGAUACCCGCGCGCUUAAAUAUAAUUUUAUAAUUGUUGUAAAAUGUAUAAAGUUGAAAGAUAUUAUAUAAUAUUUUUUAUAUACUAUUCAAUAUUCGAUUCUAUUAGUUGUCACGUGAUGUUUACAUUUUCGAUCAGAUCAGGCAUAUAGCAGCACGAUAGAAAACCUGAGUGUUCCAAGGGUUGGGGGUCCUUGGCAGCGAGGUCUGCUCAGGUCUUAUCGUGCGAUAUGUUAUAUAUGCUUAGUAAAUUAUUACACACUAGGCUACAUUUAACGUUUUUCCGUUGAUAAAAAGGUCUCAAUCAGCUGAUAAGCCAUAUUGGCCUGGUUAAUGUAGACCUAGACGUAUUGGGUUGGGGAGGUCGAUACUUUAUCAGAAAGGUUUGUUCACACUCCACAUCAUAUUUGUAAACUAAGAAAUAGAAAUAUUUGUGAAAAUUAUGUUUACAUUUACAUAUAACACUCGCAUAUGGCAGAAUGACCUGAUUUUUCCAAGGGUUUUGGGGCCUCCUACCGGCGAGGUCUGUUCAGGUCUCAUGCUUGCAUCCUAGCCCGUAGCUGCGAUAACGUGGCUUUCUGACGACGAGAGAGUUUUUUUAUAUAUAUUGCGUCGUCAGACGCGGGGCAUAGUCGCCCGGUUGUUAAUUUUAAUACUACCUUGCCCGGUCACCCUAAUGAGUGUCCAGGGAGGUUUUCGGGCGCCCAGGAAUUCGUUAUUUUACUUUUUUUUUUACUUUUUUCUUCUGGUUCAUACAUUUAUACACUUUCCUAGCUGUAUGUACUGCUAUUUCGGACAUUCACAUUUAUCAACAAAGAAUUUGUCAUCCAAUUGUUUAAAAGUCUAGUGCGGCCACAUUUGGAAAGAACAAAUUGCUAUUGAAAAUGUCCAACGCAGGGCAACAAGACGCCUACCAAUCUUUAAAGGACAGUCCUACAGUGAAAGACUUUGUGCACUGGGCCUCCUAAGUUUAGAAUAUAGAUUGACAGGAGAUGUCGUGUAAAUCUAUAAAAUCAUCAAUGACAUUGACAUUUUUGACAAAAACAACAUGAUUAAAAUGGCUGCAUUUUUUUGCCUCACUCACAUAAUAACUUUUGUAAAUUACAAAGCCAAUGAUUGUUUACAGGUGAUUUAAUUCAUUAGAGUUCGGGUAUUCGUUUUUGUAUCCAAUUGCUAUGUUUUUUAGAGUCAACAUAUCUUUUUUGAUAUCCUAGUUUUUCAAAAAUAUAUCCGAUUUAAAAUUUUGUAAAUAUUUACAUUUUAUGGGAAAAUGUUUUUAAUCUUCUAUUGUGUAUUACAGUUUGGUGUAUCUCUUAUUUUCCAUUGAUGCAGAAUUUGCUUUGAUGUAAGGAUUUUGUCUAGUUAUUUCCAUUUAUAUUCCUUCAGAUUGUUGGUUUUUAAGUAUUGAAAGACAAAAUCAUUUGUAAAUUUGAAUUGGGCAUCUGUUUUAUUGCAUUUGUUCUCCCAGUAUAUUCUUCCGAUUGAUUUUUCAGAACGCAGAGUGUUUGAAGAUUGUUCGAUUAUUACAAUUUUCAAUGGUUACUGUUCCUAGUUUUGGAAUUUUGAUGACCAGAUUUCUUUCGAUUUUUACUCUAAAGUUAUGCACGUUAACAUAAUUUUCUUUAAUUUUUGAUAGCCGAGUUUUUGGUAUUGCUUUUUUACUAUGGAUAGUUUUGAUAGCAAAUUAGUUUUUUUGUUAAUUUUUCAUAUAUGGUUUUAUCAUUUAUUUCUACAUUGUGUUGUAAUUGAUCCUUGAUAGUUACAAUGUCUGAUUCUAUCCAUUUUUAAAAAUAUAUGGUUUUACCUUUCAUCUUAAUAUGCCUAUUCCCCCAUAUAAUUUGAGCUAACAUGGUGUUUUAAUGUUUUGGUUCUUGGUUUGGUGCUCGUAGUUUGAUCAAUGUUGCUAUGAUUUCAUAGUAAAAAGGGGAUAGCUUUUCACUUUUUGGAAGAUUUUUUAAGUUGUCGAGACUCAUUUUACAUAUAUGCAUAUUUUUGCCGAAAGUGUUUAGUUGUAGCAUUGGGAUAGUUUUCCAUAAUGCUGCUUCCUCUGAUAACAUUUUUUUUCAGCCAGGUUAUUCGUAAUGUAUCAAUAUGUGAUCUUAUAUCGAUUGAGUUGAUCCCGCCAUCAGUGUAUGGUCUGAUUAUUGUAUUUCUUUUUACUCUUUCUUUGGUUAUGAUUUUACUAUUUGUAUUCUCCCUAUUAUAGUAAGUUUUCUGAUUUUCCAUUUAUUUAUUAGUUUUUUAACUUUAUCCAGUUUACUUUUCCAAUUUAAGUGUAGUGUUUGUUACUUAUUUAGUCCAAAGUGAACUCCUAGUGCUUUGAUUGUUAUAUCAGUCCAUGCGAUUCCUUGUACGUUUUGAUUGCUUCUGAUUCUUAUAGCCAUUUCCUCUGCUGCCAUAACAAACAAUAAUGCUGAUGCAGGACAAUCCUGCCAUAAAUCUCGGCACUGCUUUUUCCGAAUUAAGGAUACCUGAUGCAUAAUACUAAUGACUUUUUUUUAUCAAAGGAAGAUUUCGAUUAACAAUACAAAUAUUAUAAUAAAUUAUAAUUAUAACCGUUAGCGUUUUCAGUAGGUUCAGGAGAACUCCUACGCAUCAGGAAGACAUAUUGAUGUUAAAUAAGAUCCGACUGAAUGUGUAAGGUGUGGAGGUGAAACUUAAACAUUUGAUACAAGGAGUUUGAUACCAGACCUAAUCAUACCAGGCCUAAUGACGGUACGACAUCAGGGAAUCUUUACCCAUCACAACACUAAGUUGGUGGAUUCAACGUAGAAAUAGUACGUUCAUUUUGGGAAUGGAUAACAAAAUGGACCAGUUCCCUCCCUCUAUGUCCCAAAGGAUGGUUGAGUCAUUAUUCUUCGAUGAGUUUUCAACAUUUCGAUUACGUAAACGUAGUUUAACAUUGUCCCUUUUUCUGUAUCAACUAAAAUACACGCUCAGGUCUUACAUGCUGUAAUAUGUAAUGGUAAUUAUGAAUGCUUAAACACAUAAAGGUAAAUAGCAUUCCCAAAAUAUGAUCAGGAUGCUAAAACUACAAAAUCAACCAAAUAUUUCAAGUGCCGUAUAUCAAGAAUUUUCAUUCAGUUAAUGAAUAUUAAAUAUGAUUUUUAGUAUUAAAUAACAAAUACAAUACAAACAAAAAAUUGGUAGAAAUUGUAAGUUUUCUGUAGCGUAUUUCUAAGUUACAUGUAAUUGGGGUAUCCAGGUGGUUCCUACCUGCAUAUCAAUCAUUAGCUGCAUGGACGUACACUAUCUGUUAAUCAUCUUUCUAUAUACUACUAUUAAAACUACUAAUUACCAUAUAAAUGUAGUAUGUGCAAAUAGUGUUGUGCGUAUAUGUGCGGAUGAAGAUUUAUUUCCCCUUUUUGCAGACAUCACGUGAUCUAACCUUAACAUGGUGUAACUUACCAGAAGGAAACCGAAGCAGUGUUUCUUUAAGUUAUAUUAUAUUAUCAAUGUGCAGUUAAUUUCAUAUGCCUGAAAACAAGGAAGAUUCUUAAUGAUCUAAUGUUAUAUAAACACAAACCGAAAGUACAUUGUUUUUGUUCAGGAAUUGCUAAUAAAACAUUACGGAGUUUCCUGAAUAGAAAUCCAACUAAUAAAGUGGAUACAAGAAGGAAAAUUUCUUGAUUUUAAUUCAACAAAACACGACGUCCAGAUAGGUGCACUCGAUAAUUAUCCUCGUCAGGAUUCACAAAGCAGACCUAAGGACUACUGUAAAAGCAAAAUAUUUCUUUGUGGACAUACUUUUGUUUAUUUUAGGGUUUAAUAAAAUCCACGAAAUAUAAUCCGAGCUUGAUUUUUUAGCUCAUGAAAUACUAACUAAAUGAAAUAUUAAAUAAGCAAUUAAUUUUAUUUCAAAAUUCAUGGUGUAUUUACAUCUAAGAACAAGUCAUGAUUAACGGUGUAAUUAUCGUUACAGGCACAGAGUUAAACUCUCAUAACAACAGCGUUAAAUGCGUGACACAGUUAUUGUUACACGGGUACAUUUGCGUCUAUGUGAGUCUUCACAGUAAUCAUUAUGUGUAUAUCGCUCUUUGUAUUUAAGCUAUAGAGCGUGACGGAUUUCUCCGAUACCCUUCGAAUGCGUUAAUCUCGCCCGAUCUUACCUGCACUGCACAAGGAAUACAUGCGAUUUAUCAGCAGAUUUCAGAACAUUUCAGAAGAUUACAUAAAACUCAAAAAUAUGGCUCUGAUGUCAUAUUAUUUUGUUUUGAAUCAAGUAAUUUACGGAGUAUUUAGUCUGUGUAGCCGCUGUGCUGUAUACGUAUCUUAUAUACGUCUUACAUGUACGUCCAUGCCAUAUCUGAAUCGUCCUCCGAUGUAAAUAUUUACAAUGUACGUAAAUUGUGAUUUGUCUUUGUCCUGUCUUCAACCUAAAUUGGUAGAGAACUAUAUUAAGGAUGUAGUUCAUGCCAAGAAUCACACUAUCAUACGUGUUGAUUGAAACAAACAGAAAUAUACAGCUAGGAGGGGUGUAGCUCGGCUGAACCCUAGCAGAGACGUAUAUAUUACUGUAAUACAUUUGUAUAUUCGUCUCUGACCCUAGCUACUGUUAUAUGGGCCAGUGACCAAAACGUGCCACUCCAACGUAAGAAGUAUCACGUGACCUGUUAGCCAUUAAACUUAUUGCACAGUGAGGAGCAGUCACCUGUAAUUGCCCAUAUCUAGGGAACGGGACCGUUCUGAGCGCGCGUUGAUGGAUGAUUUGGUAUUUAUUUAAGUAUAUAACAGGUUUCGCUUAUUUUUACAAAACGUAAAAUGUCUUGGUCAAGACCCUUUAACUGUAUUUUACACGUGUUUUUACCUGAGGUUAGUUACCUGGACCAAAAUAUUAAAAAAUGUUUGUACACCAUAUACGA